AUGGCUAAAGACAGUGUAGAUAAGUUAUCCAUGGAUAUUCUAGACGAUGAUUUUGUACAGAUUUUUAAACCAAUCCAUAUGAUGCAGUAUUUACUCGGAACGAUGCAAGUUAAAAUAAAAUAUGGAUUCGUAACGACAACAUCGUAUGGAUACGACGUAUUCUGUAUAGUCGUUUGGCUUAUCCAUAUAAUGUCAUUGUUUAUUUUCAUUGUUUACUGUGAUUCUUCAACUGAUUCUAUACUGACCGAUUUCUAUUUAAAAUUGGGACAUACUUUAAAUGGCUUGAUAAUAGCGACGGUAACGAUUAAAAACUUUUGCAAUGGAAAUUCAAGUAGCCAGUUAUAUGUGAAAUUACAAAAAAUAGACAGAGAACUUUAUGCAACAAGGAACAAUAUUAAACGUAUAUUAUUGUUACUAGAAGUAAAGAAGAAAAUAUCAAUUUACGAUAUUUACAACCUGGAUAGUCAGCUACCAUUAAACUUAGUAGCGAUUACCGCUACCUAUACGAUUGUACUUUUGCAGUUUGCGUUAUUACGUUAA
Molecule: messenger RNA, 540 nt
Organism: Papilio machaon (common yellow swallowtail)
Lineage: Eukaryota; Metazoa; Arthropoda; Insecta; Lepidoptera; Papilionidae
Exons: 2
Coding region: 1-540 (179 amino acids)
Source: RefSeq, a predicted model, not a curated record